Molecule: messenger RNA, 1235 nt
Organism: Aspergillus uvarum CBS 121591
Lineage: Eukaryota; Fungi; Ascomycota; Eurotiomycetes; Eurotiales; Aspergillaceae
Exons: 5
Coding region: 134-1183 (349 amino acids)
Source: RefSeq, a predicted model, not a curated record
CUCCGCCUUUCUCAUUUCCUCUCUCCUUCCCUCUUUUUUACAUCAUAUAGUCUGUUUAAGUCUUGGUGAUCUUUGCGCCUUGGUCACUUUGGUCACUUUGGUCAUUUUGGUCUUCUUGACCGCCACGACCACCAUGACCACCGCCUCCCUCUCCCAGAGUGCCCAGAGCCAGACCCUGGGCGCCAUCAUCCCAUUUGCCGUCUUAUCCAUCAUUGCCGUCGUCCUCCGUUUGCUGGCCAAAUCACUGACUCGGCUGCGAUUUGGCUUGGAUGACUAUUUAAUUAUUGUGGGAUUGGCUUGCUCGUUGGGCUGCUUCAGUCUUUCCACCAUCAUGGUGGGACUGGGAUCAGGCCGUCAUCUGGCUGUCGUGUCCACAGGGAACAUCCCCAAAUAUCUCAAGUGCAUGUAUGCGUACCAGAUGGUCUACACCGCAACCAUCCUCUCCGUCAAGCUGUCCAUCCUCACCUACUACGUGCGCAUCUUCCAAAUCCGCCCCUUCCGCGUCGCCGUCUACGUCGUCGGUAGCCUGGUCGUGGCCUGGGCCGUCAUUGUGUGGUUUAUCUCCAUUUUCUCCUGCCGGCCGCUGAACGGCUUCUGGGACAAGUCGGUGCCGGCCACCUGCGUCAGCAGCAAGGCAUUCUACGUCGGGAACGCGGUCCCCAACAUCUGUACCGAUGUGAUGAUCUUGAUCCUGCCACUGCGCAUGGUUUGGGGGCUGCAGACCACUCGCAUUCAGAAGGUCACUCUAUCGGCUAUCUUUCUCCUGGGAGGCUUUGUGGUGGUUUGCAGUUGUAUUCGACUAUCGACGCAGUUCAAAGUCGAUGAUCCAGAUUUCACCUGGGCCAUGAAUGGCACCGUGAUCUGGACCUCGCUCGAGGUCUCCUUUGGCGUCAUCUCCGCCUGCCUGCCCACGAUGCGUCCGAUUGUCCGCUGGGUCAUGCGAAAUCUGAACAUCGAACCCACAGACACGUCCAAAUCCUCCCAGCGCUAUUUCCCCUCGAGCCACGUUACCGGGCGUGGGUUCGAGACUCUGUCAGGUUCCGGGGUCGACCCCCAGACACAUCAACUACACACCACCGCAGUUCGCAGUACCAGUCGGACGGAGAGUACUAACGGCGAGGAGUUGUUGCUGGGGCAGAUUCAGGUUAAAAAUGAGGUCCGAUUCGAGGCUGAGUCGGUAUAGGGCUGGCGGAGUUGUAAUGGUCUUUCUGUAUAUAGUAAAGUUUCGUAUCCAG